Messenger RNA from Mytilus trossulus (common blue mussel), 1008 nucleotides. RefSeq lists its product as uncharacterized. NCBI's taxonomy places the organism in Eukaryota, Metazoa, Mollusca, Bivalvia, Mytilida, Mytilidae. The record is from RefSeq and is a predicted model, not a curated record. Bases 1 to 1008 code for a protein of 335 amino acids. The transcript has a single exon.
AUGUUAAGUUUUUUCCUAAAUCAGUGGAAGAAAAUUACCUCGGACUGUUAUGUGCUGUCAAUAAUUCGAGGGGGAUUAACACUUCAGUUCAAGAACCCACCUCCUCUGUCUGCAGUUCCAAUAAGUUUGUCUCAUACUCAAGACCCAGUCAAGUGGCAACUUCUAUCAGUAGAAGUGGACACUAUGUUACAAAAAGCUGCAAUAGAGGAGGUGUCGAUCUUAACUCUGUCUCCGGGAUUUUAUUCCCGUCUUUUUCUGGUUCCAAAGAAGACUGGAGGAAUGAGGCCAUCUAUUCUGAACAAAUUUCUUAUUGUUCCCCACUUCAAAAUGGAAACAAACAGAUCCAUCAGGGCUUCAAUCUUUCCAGGAAUGUGGACUACUUCUCUGGAUCUUUCAGACGCGUAUUUCCACAUUCCCAUUUCCAAAACUUACAGGAAAUACCUUCGCUUCGUUUGGAACAACAAAGUUUUCCAGUUCAAGGCUCUCCCUUUUGGCCUGUCUACAGCCCCUUUGGCUUUUACCAAAAUCAUGCAGGCAGCUAUAGCUCACCUACAUUCCCUGUCUAUUCAGAUUCAUUCCUAUCUGGACGAUUCCCUUCUCAAGGAAUUUUGCCCAAUCAAAUUGAGGGUUCAGACAGAUUUGGUCAUCAAUUGUUUUCUGUCCCUAGGCUUCCUUAUCUCUUGGAAAAAGUCAGAGAUAAUUCUGUCUCAAGACUUUGUUUUCCUGGGAGAACAUUUCCUAACCAGUGUAGGUCUAGUCCUCCCACCAGAGGAGAAAUUUACAAAACUAUGUCAGAAAAUACAUUUAUUCCUGACGGUUCAAUCAGUCACAGCACGUCAAUUCUUGCAACUUCUGGGUCUAUUGAACUCUCUGGCAGAUGUAAUUCCAUUGGGACGACUUCACAUUCGUCCGCUUCAGUUUUAUCUGCACAAGUUAUGGAUUGCAGCUUCACAAGAAUGGGAAGCAUUGAUUCCAAUCACUCAGCCUUUAUUUCCACACCUUCAAUAG